Mesocestoides corti is the source of this 1755-nucleotide messenger RNA. The record is from the annotation of a GenBank genome assembly. NCBI's taxonomy places the organism in Eukaryota, Metazoa, Platyhelminthes, Cestoda, Cyclophyllidea, Mesocestoididae.
AUGAUUUUUCGAGUACGUGAUCCCCCAGUCAGUGCCACUUCUUCUGUUUCCGCGCCACCACCGGCACAAGCCCUCACUAAUCAUCGAAGCCCCAUUUCUGAGGGAUCUGAAGCUGAUAUUGAUUCGAUAGAAGCAACGCAUAUUGACCCCUCUGCUGCGAUUGGCAAAAGGAAGCAUGAGGUUCCCCAGCCAAAAUUAAGCUACAUUGACUCAACAGAAGAUCCCUUCGAAGAAAUAGUUAUUCGCGCUGAAACCUAUUUUCCCGGCCUAACAAAUAUAGUUGGGAACCAGGCAAGCAGUUACAUAGUAGAACAGACAAACUACGAGCCCUCCGCUCCCUCGCAGCGUCGAACUGCACCUCCUCGACAACACCUUCCAACAGUUAAUUCAAAUACUCGACAAAACCCUUUUAAUACAUCCAUCGCUGAAAGUAAACGUCGCGGUGAAGAGGAAAUCGAUAGGCGGAUCAUGAUGUACUCACACGCCAAUCGCAAGCCACGUACCCAUCAUGGACAUAGCCUCCAUGCCAAUCCAUAUCAACAGGGCUCCCCAAUUCACUCAGUUAUUCAUUAUGGAGGUUACUAUUCUCAGAACCUUAGCAACCCCCAACCACCAUGCACAUCCGAGUCUGACAUGGACGAAAGAACAACGUAUGACUAUCGUGAUUUCCAAGCCGCACGUCAGAGGUUUGAACAACGGGGACUGACAAGUCAAGCCGCUUUGCUUCCUCCACGAAACCCCUUGCAUCGCAUUGAUCUUCGACCUCAACACUCAAUCACCAGUACUGUAAUGUCUACCGGACCCAACAGGGCUGGAUUUGGUGUAAGUGAAAUGGUACCCAUGCACCCACCUCAUCCGAGUCCCUCCCACUCUUCUAUGUUGCAGCCUCAGUUCGUCUCCCAGCCAAACACUUCAGAAAUAAAUCAGGAAGGUAGUGCGCUUGUAAGGCGUGAACCAAGAAAUUUAUUUUCAGGGGGAUGCAGUUGUGGUCCCGGAAGUGGCUGUGGAGCCCUACCAGAAUCGCCUAUUCGCCAAGAACAUAUGGUUCAUCGCGAGGCAAUUCAGAAGUACCUCGUUGCCGAAGAAGUCGGUCCAGGUGGAGUGAAAAGUGUAUUUAGUUUUCCAGGAGGCGUUGAACCUAGUGACCUGACCCUCCUACGGGCUGCUAUUUCAGCAAAUCAGCCAAAAGAUGCUUUCAUACCUGAAGAAAAUGAUGAUCUGGAGGAACAGUUAAAUCGCCAGUUGGAGCAAGCUUGUCCAGAUAUAAGAACUUUUCAGGAGAACCCAAUUAGACCAACGCAGCCUCCUCAACCUCCACAUCAUGCCCAACCGCAAGUGCCGACCGUCGGACGGACAUCUGGUGGGAGCAUGAUGGUUGGUGGAGGUGGGCAGAGUAGGAGCCAGUACCAAACUACUCAGAAGCCUAAUAUCGUGAGUACCGAAGAGGAACAGGCUCUAUCACCUCAUUCGAACACAGAAAAUCCGCUUAACACUCUCAUGUAUAAUGGAAUAAUCCACCAGUUUGCUGGGCCGAGCAAUCCAAGUCAAUUGCAGUCUUCGUCGAGGUAUCCGAUGCAAAACCAGGCUCAACUCAACAACUGGCACAAUUCACCUCAGCAUCGCCAACCUAUGCAGGGCCACUAUCAAAAUUUCACAACGUACAAUUCAACGGGCUUGGAUUCUCUACCAGUGACAGGAGGGAGAAGCACGGGCCCACCCACUCACCUCAACUCUGAAAAUCGUUUCAUGAUAUGA